Aspergillus puulaauensis is the source of this 2553-nucleotide messenger RNA. Its product is annotated as M protein repeat protein. The transcript is spliced from 3 exons. Bases 1 to 2553 code for a protein of 850 amino acids. The record is from RefSeq and is a predicted model, not a curated record. NCBI's taxonomy places the organism in Eukaryota, Fungi, Ascomycota, Eurotiomycetes, Eurotiales, Aspergillaceae. Gene Ontology annotation, cellular component: Golgi apparatus; endoplasmic reticulum.
AUGUCGCAAAAUAAGUGGAAAGUCGGUUCCUUUUUACAGCAGGCCGUCGCAGGCGUAGAGUCGCGAUUGGACCAGAUGCUGACGGAAGAGGAAGACGCAAAACGGCAGCAGCAGAUGAAACAGAGGGCAAUGAGGCCAAAGUCGGGUGACCAAUCUGGUAGCAUCUCCCGAAGUUCGUCCAAUGCACAGAAGAAUGACCGACUCCAAGAACGCCUAGCCCGUGCUAUGGUAAAACAAAACGCACAGGGUGACGGCGCCGAUUCUUCCUCCCCCGCCGGUAUUUCUCCUGUUACCAGCCCAGUUCCUAGCAACGGUGCACGCUCAAGUAUGGACAUCGAGUCUAGUCUCGGCUCGUCUCGAAAGGACAUAACAUCACCUCGGGAUUCCAUAUCUCUCACACCAGCAGUAACGGCCUCGAGGACAAGCCAUGACUUUUCGUCUUCGCCGCGCAAUUCAGCGGAGGUUGCGGCGUCGAAUCCCGCCGAGAAAGACACUUCAACUUCCGUACCGGCUUCAGAUCCUGACGUGGUGGAAACCGAGUCUUCGUCUGUACCAACAGAGCCCACGCCAGUCGCCGCUGACUCGCUCCUGGAGAGCGGCAGUGCCCCGUCGAGUGAAGAAGUGGUUCCAGAUGGGCUUUCCCAAGCAGAGAAGAGCGUUGAGGAUUCCGCACUACAAGAGGAAAUGCAUGGAUAUAUUGAACGAAUCGAUGCUUUACAGUCGAAACUGAAAUACCUAGCCCAGGAAGCUGCGGAGUCUGCCCGGAAGGCGGCUGCUACAGCUGAACCCGGAAGCGCCGAUAAACAGCUCCGAGAAAAGGAUGAGAGGAUUGCGCUUUUGCUUGAAGAGGGACAGAAGCUUUCUAAAACUGAGAUGGAUCAUAGAACUUUAAUCAAGAAACUCCGACAGCAACUAGCCGAAACCUCCGAAUUCCAAACAGAGGCAAAGAAGAAGAAUGAAAAGCUAGAGAGGGAUUUAGCCAACACUGAAGCUAGGGCCAAGCGAGCAGAAGCAGCAGAGAAGAGAGCGGCUGGAUCGCUUUCCGCCCAGGCCAAGACCGCUCGAGACCUGGAAGCCGUAACAACUGAGCGGGAUGCUUUAACCCAAACAGUGCAGGAAAUGAAAAGCCAACUUGCUCGUGCAGUUUCUCGGGCGGACGAUGCGGAGGCAAAGGCAAAUUCCGAUGCACUGGAGCGGGAGAAGCAGCGCGCUGAUAAGCUUGAGGAGGAACUCUCAAGCUCUAGGAUUGAACGCGAAAUUGGUGAGGAGAAACUGAGGAGGGAAAUAACCAGCCUCAAGGAGAGCAUCGAGCAGGAGAAGGAAAAGGCCCGGGUAUUAGAAGCCGAGCUGAAAGGGGAGCAGUCUGUAUUAGAGAGCAAGAUGGAGUCUCUGCGGUCAAGAGCCGAGGAGGUGUCCUCUGGUGCUGCUGGAGACGCACAGGUCAAACUUCUACGUCAGAUUGAGACAUUACAGACGCAAUACGCGGUAGCAAGCGAAAAUUGGCAAGCUUUGGAAGGCUCUCUACUUUCACGACUGGCGAACGUUGAGAAGGAACGAGAUGAAUUUUCGCGACGAGAGGGUGAGGCGCGACGAAAGAUCCGCGAAGUGAAUCUUAAAAUGAAGCGAAUUGAGGAGGAACUCGAAAACGCACAAGAAACACAGCGCGACCUUUCAAACAGGGUAGAGGAACGUUCUCAAGAACUACAAAAGGCCGAACAGAAGCUCAAAAAGGCGGUCGAUGGGCUGACCACAGCCCAAAAUGAAACGGCCGAGCAAAAGGCUCUUUGCGACGCAACCUGGGCCCAGAAACUCGAGGAUGAGCGGGCCAAGUGGCGUGAACAAGCCAUCCGACCCAUGAACCCGCUCCGACGCAACGAGUCUCCUGUUUCCUUGUAUCGCCCUAGUGGUAACUUGGAGGCAGCUGUCUCGCUGUCCGAUUACCGCCCGACGAGUCGUCGUUCGUCCGCGAUACCAGGUGUCACCCCAGAUCUGGGCAUAGGCACACCUCCACGACAGAACUCUUUUCCCGUUUCAGCAUCCCAAUCAGUAUUAUCCCCUGUACUCUCAGGUAACGGAUCAGUACCCCCUGUUCCGGAAACACCGGCCCUGAACGAAUCGGAUGAAUUCUUCACUGGCUCAGGGACACCCUCGGCCUUCGGUGGUGCGCCAACUCACUCGCGGGGGAUCAACGAUAUUAUCUCCGAGUCCACCGUCGGCGCUGGCCCGUCGGUCCAGCUUGUUGAACGGAUGAGCGCCACAGUACGUCGACUGGAGAGCGAGCGGGCCGCCUCGAAAGAUGAAUUGGCGCGCAUAACCGCUCAACGUGACGAAGCCCGGGAACAGGUCGUCGACCUGAUGCGGGAGGUUGAUGAAAAACGAGCAUCUGAUACCCAAGUACACGAGCUGGAACAGAAACUCGAGGAACUCAAUGGACGGUACGAUACCACGCUUGAAAUGCUCGGUGAAAAGAGCGAGCAGGUGGAAGAGUUGGAGGCCGACAUUGCGGAUAUUAAGAGAAUAUACCGCGAGUUGGUGGAUAGCACGAUGAAGUAA